This is a messenger RNA of Pichia membranifaciens NRRL Y-2026, 480 nucleotides long. RefSeq lists its product as hypothetical. Bases 109 to 345 code for a protein of 78 amino acids. The transcript has a single exon. The record is from RefSeq and is a predicted model, not a curated record. Gene Ontology annotation, biological process: transcription by RNA polymerase II; transcription by RNA polymerase I; tRNA transcription by RNA polymerase III. Lineage: Eukaryota; Fungi; Ascomycota; Pichiomycetes; Pichiales; Pichiaceae. Gene Ontology annotation, molecular function: zinc ion binding; DNA binding; DNA-directed RNA polymerase activity. Gene Ontology annotation, cellular component: RNA polymerase III complex; RNA polymerase I complex; RNA polymerase II, core complex.
GGGUGUGUGUACCGGUCUGUUAACUGUUGGUGCUGGAAGAGAGGGGAGGAGAGACACGGAAGGAGCAGCAGAGCCCGGCAUUGACACACAUACACACAUACACACACAAUGAUCAUUCCAGUGAGAUGUUUCUCGUGCGGCAAGGUUGUCGGCGACAAGUGGGAGACGUAUCUCUCGUACCUUGAGGACGACAACAUGACGGAGGGUGACGCCCUCGACAGACUCAAGUUGAAGAGAUACUGCUGCAGAAGAAUGGUGCUCACGCACGUUGACUUGAUUGAAAAGUUUCUCAAGUACAACCCAUUGGAGAAGAAGGAGAUUGUCGACGACGAGCGGGCGUACUGAGCGUGCCGCCGGGGCCAGAUGCUGCGGGGAGGCGGGCCCCCUUAUAGAUUGCUCCACCCCCACUGUACACUACACACCCGUUAUAUACUUUUGUUUUCUCUUUAGAGCCUUAGCUGUAUAAACCAAGACGCUGAU